GUGGAACGCCCCUUAUCGUUUCAACCUUACCCGUGUGCUUUUUUCCCAUUCAUUAUUAUUCUCUUAACAGCGAGCCCUACCAACUGUUGUCACUCCCUUCGCUCCUGCAUUCAAGACAGAUUCACAAUGCAUAUCUACAGGCGUCACGCCAGGCAAUUGGCGUGGUAUGAUGAUGAGGGGGAGCCGACCAACCACAACCCAUUCAAGAAGUUCAGAGCACGUCCACGGCACUCACGGUCGAGUCGUCUGGAGAGUGGAUUAUACCCUGUGAGGACGGCUGGCGAUGUAAGAACCUCAGAAGAGCGACGAAGACGCGCCGACGUCGCGGGCGGCCUGAGUGGCCCUCAGCAUGCGGAGACAUACCAUGCAGCAGAGUUGUCCAGCGCAGACCGUACGAGAGCAGCGUCCUACAGUGAUACUGACAAAGGUGGUCUUGGACAGUCGACUGAGAGCAACGAUCCGAUCAAUAUUCCAGAGCCUGCUCAUGACGCUUCAGGGGAGGGCAAGCCGCGACGGAGGAAGUUCUUUGGGAGAUUCAACGACAAAGAUGAGGGUGAUAAACUUGCGCUGUCAGAGUCUCAAGAGUCGAUGCCCGACAAACAAAAGUUCACUGUGGUGGGACAAUUGAAAGCGACACUAUUCAAUUCAUGGAUCAACAUCCUUCUAUUCGCCGCUCCGGCAGGGAUCGCCCUCUACUACGUUCAUGUCGAUCCCAGGGCAGUGUUCGUUGUCAACUUCAUUGCCAUCAUUCCACUGGCUGCGAUGUUGAGUUAUGCUACGGAAGAGAUUGCGCUACGGACUGGCGAGACCAUCGGAGGUCUUCUGAACGCGACUUUCGGCAAUGCUGUCGAACUGAUUGUUGCGAUCCUGGCUCUUGUCGACAACCAGGUUCUCGUCGUGCAAACGUCCUUGAUCGGAAGUAUGCUCUCUAACCUGCUGCUCGUCAUGGGAAUGUGCUUCUUCUUUGGUGGAGUCAACCGCAUGGAACAGCACUUUAACGUCGUCGUUGCGGAGACAGCAGCGAGUCUGCUCGCGUUGGCAGUUGGCAGUCUUGUCAUCCCAACCGCUUUUCACAACUGGUCUAAUGCCGGUACCCGAGGAAUCGCUCCUUUGUCUCGAGGAACUAGUAUCAUUCUCCUGGUCGUGUAUGGGGCGUAUCUGUUCUUCCAGCUGAAAUCCCACACGGAGCUUUACAACCAACCAAGCCAGAAGGUUGAAAAGCGAUUUACCUCGAUAGGCCAAGGUGACGCCAACAAAGGAAUUGCCCGAAUGGGUCAACUGCUGUCGACCAGUAUCGGAGCACCGGCAGAGCAGCAGGUGCAAAUAGCAGAGCCGGAAGAUGAGCCCGAGGAACCUCAGCUCAGUGUUCUGGUUGCGUUGAUCACGCUCAUAAUUUCGACUGUCCUUGUGGCUCUGUGUGCGGAAUUCAUGGUCGACUCCAUCGAUGCGAUUACGGCGACAGGCGCUAUCUCGAAGACAUUUGUUGGACUGAUUCUCCUUCCCAUUGUUGGAAACGCAGCCGAGCACGCCACCGCUGUUACGGUGGCCUGCAAAGAUAAGAUGGACCUUGCGAUCGGUGUGGCAGUUGGAUCCAGUAUGCAGAUCGCUCUGCUGGUCCUGCCUCUCAUCGUUGUCAUCGGAUGGUGCAUGGGUAAUGAUGACAUGACUCUGUAUUUCGAUGGAUUCCAAGUCAUCCUGUUGUUCAUUGCUGUCCUUCUCGUCAACUACCUGAUUGCAGACGGCAAGUCGCAUUGGCUAGAAGGUGUCCUUCUGAUGACUUUGUAUAUUAUCAUUGCUGUUGCCGCGUGGUUCUAUCCUUCUCACGAGGACUCCACUGGAUGAAAGAAAGAAUUGCUCGAAAGAAAAAAAUCUUGAAUUAUGAGCGUCAGAACUGGGUUCUGCACGUCUUGUCUAGCCCAUCCAGCAUUUUCUUA
Messenger RNA from Paecilomyces variotii, 1934 nucleotides. RefSeq names its product sodium/calcium transporter. The record is from RefSeq and is a predicted model, not a curated record. The transcript has 11 exons. Gene Ontology annotation, cellular component: fungal-type vacuole membrane. Bases 127 to 1842 code for a protein of 571 amino acids. NCBI's taxonomy places the organism in Eukaryota, Fungi, Ascomycota, Eurotiomycetes, Eurotiales, Thermoascaceae. Gene Ontology annotation, biological process: calcium ion transmembrane transport; intracellular calcium ion homeostasis. Gene Ontology annotation, molecular function: calcium:proton antiporter activity.